GGUUGAAUAUUCUCAUUCUCUGGUACAAUUUCGUUCGGCAAACAACUCUUUGCGGAGUUUCAAAAUUUUAUAAAAUUUUCUCAAUUUUUUUUACUAUAAAAAAAUCAAUAAAACAUGUCGUGUAAUAGAUCUAUUGGACCUGGACCUGGCGCCUAUAACCUGCCCAGUACCUUUGGCUAUAAGAACUGCGACAAGCGGAUGCAGAGAAGCCCACAGUUCUCCUUUGGAACGAGUCCGAGGACCUGUAACAAUGUCAGAAAAGUUGAAGGGCCUGGACCAGCUGCCUACCAUCUGGGCAAGGUCACGCGAUUUGGAAGACCUUCUGCCGAGGAGUACGCUAUUUUCCGUUGUUAAUGGGUGAAAUCGAAUGUUUUAAAAUAUACAUGGCUUUAAUGUAAA
This is a messenger RNA of Drosophila elegans, 399 nucleotides long. Its product is annotated as outer dense fiber protein 3-like protein 2. Bases 115 to 354 code for a protein of 79 amino acids. The record is from RefSeq and is a predicted model, not a curated record. NCBI's taxonomy places the organism in Eukaryota, Metazoa, Arthropoda, Insecta, Diptera, Drosophilidae. The transcript has 2 exons.